Messenger RNA from Durusdinium trenchii, 477 nucleotides. Lineage: Eukaryota; Dinophyceae; Suessiales; Symbiodiniaceae. The record is from the annotation of a GenBank genome assembly.
AUGGAGAUGGUUGAGUCAUGCUGUUUGUUGGCAGUGAGGCCAGGCCGCGCGGCCGUUGUGCGUUUGACCAGGAGAUCCUCCGCUCUCCGUUUCGUGCAGAUCCUCGUCUCCUGGUCCUCGUGUCGUUUGGCCACCGGACGAGAAGCUCAUCUCUGCCUGCGCAGCGAAUCGCGGCGACGAAGUGGAAGGAUUGCUCCGGAAGCCGCUCCUGACUUUGGGACAGGCGGCUGGACAGCGCUACGCACGGCAGCAUGGGCUGGUCAUUUGAAAUGCAUGUCUUUGCUGCUGGAAGCCUUUGCCAAUCCGGACGAAGAAGACCACUUUGGCUCAACAGUGCUGUACUUGGCAGCUGAGCGCGGUCACACAAAAGCUGUGAGCUUGCUUCUGGCAGCUGGAGCUGACAAAGAUAAGGCUGCAAACGAUGGGACCACAGCGUUUUGUUCCAGGCCCCUGGUCAAAAGACCAAGGCAGCUCUGA